Pyricularia grisea is the source of this 1204-nucleotide messenger RNA. RefSeq lists its product as uncharacterized. Gene Ontology annotation, biological process: protein polyubiquitination; proteasome-mediated ubiquitin-dependent protein catabolic process. Gene Ontology annotation, molecular function: ubiquitin conjugating enzyme activity. Bases 258 to 725 code for a protein of 155 amino acids. The record is from RefSeq and is a predicted model, not a curated record. The transcript has 3 exons. Gene Ontology annotation, cellular component: nucleus. NCBI's taxonomy places the organism in Eukaryota, Fungi, Ascomycota, Sordariomycetes, Magnaporthales, Pyriculariaceae.
AAAAAAAAAAAAAAAAAAAAAAAACGUCUGGAGCUAGUCAUUUUGCCGGCUCGCACUGCCACGACAUAAUUGUCCGCUGUGUACGCGUGUCUCUCGGCUUGCCAUUUCGAAUCCCUCGCACCAUCAAGCAAAAACGAUUCGCCCGACAGGAAGCGCAUCGUCUCCGACAUUAUAGAUUGACCGCCCGACUCUGUAUAACUGGCGGGUUUGCACAGACUUUUGCGUCGCUACUGCGACCUCCCGACCACCCGGGAGCAAUGGCGGCCAGCUUUGCGAACAAGCGGUUGAGUAAAGAGUUGAUCAAGAUCAAAGAAAGUUUACCUCCUGGUAUUCUUCUCAUCAGUGCCGACAAUUUCGAGGAGUGGUUAUUAGACAUAAAAGUUCUGGACAAUAACCCCCUUUAUGCCAACGAAACGUACAGGCUGAAGUUCAGAUUCAGCUCAUCUUAUCCGAUAGAGCCGCCCGAGGUCGUCUUUACUAAGUUACCAGAUCGCCCGAUACCCAUGCACCCGCACAUCUACUCCAACGGCAUCAUCUGUUUAGACCUUCUGGGGCAACAGGGAUGGUCGCCAGUACAGAAUGUCGAGAGUGUUUGCAUGAGCCUACAGUCGAUGCUCACGGGCAAUACCAAAAACGAGCGACCGCCCGGGGAUGAAGAGUUCGUGCGAAGCAACAGGGCGCGACCGAGAGAUAUCGAUUUCUACUACCACGAUAACACUGUCUAAUUGGCAGCAUCGUUGGCGUCAAGAUGGCCCGAGGUCGGCAACCCUGGUAUCACUAGUCGAUGUUACCGACGACUGAAUCGGUUGGAAUGCCUGACCACUCUGCUUAAGGUUGAUUUACUACAUUGGGGAAAACUCAUUGGACUAGCGUGCGUUUUAAUAAGGUGCACAAGCGUUGUCGUUGUCUUCCAGCCGAGAAUGAUGAUAACGACUAUACGACGGGGGGCUUUUGAAUGCAUGGGGUUGGGUUUUACAAUUAUCUUGUAUGGUUACGAAGGGGUUACUUCGCCUUUGAUCAAGAAAUGAGAGCAAGCAUACAUGGCACAAAGCGUUAUUUAGCCAAACCAGGCUUCUUGACAUUGCGAAUGCUCAGUGACGAGCUAAAUGAGGGAGGGUUAUUUCAUGAAAAUGAUUCAAUGAAAGCCUGGGAGAACACCUUUAUAGUCAUUCACAACACAUCAAAGUUUAAAUAACAAACAGUG